Messenger RNA from Thamnophis elegans (Western terrestrial garter snake), 3042 nucleotides. RefSeq names its product von Willebrand factor A domain-containing protein 7-like. NCBI's taxonomy places the organism in Eukaryota, Metazoa, Chordata, Lepidosauria, Squamata, Natricidae. The record is from RefSeq and is a predicted model, not a curated record.
GAGGAAAUAGGCUGAAGCGGUGGGGGAUUUCCCCAGCGCCACUCAAGCUAUUUAACCAGCAGAGUGAAGGGCAUGUUCUAGAGUAAAGGAAAGUGAGAGACAAGGCAACACUCCUUUCCUCCUGCGCCAUCUGGCCACUCUGUUGCCAAGCAUGCUGCUCUCCUUGCUCCUCUGUGUGGGAAUUGUGAGCGGAUUCCGCCCCAACCCUGAAUCGAGGGAGAAUCCAGGGGAUUUCACAGAUGCUGACAUCACGGAAGCGGGGGUGCUGCGGGCCGUAGCCUGGUACAUGGAGAGGAACCCCCUUCCUGGAAGAUCUCCACUGGCUCCUGGAGAGCUAGAAAACAUGAAGCCAUUGAAUGCAACCUGGCUCUUCAAGGCCUACUACCAAGCUGAUGUCUCUCCCAGCCGAUUCAUAAAAGCCAUGCAGAAACUUGUCGAAGGAAAUAAUGACGUGGAAGCAUCUAAAGGCUACAAUGACUACUACUUCUAUUGUGAACAGUUCAGCAAAAGUAUUAACCAAAUUCGAAUUCUGAGUGACUCCAUGCUUUCCAGUCUGAGAGGGGAGGUGGGAUCCUCUGCUUUGGAAGCAGCUCGCCUCAGUGCUGGAAAACUCCUUCACGUGAUUCAGAAAUUCUACAGCAACACCAACUGGGUCGAAAUGGAAAAGGAGAGCCCUUACGAGUUCUUGUUAAAUCCAAGCAGUCCUGUCAUUCCAACUGCACCAAUUUCUAAGAAGACAUGUGAUAACUGUAGAAAAGUAUCAAGUACCCAGUAUCAGUGUGUGAACAACCUCCUGGUGAAAGACAUGCUUACAAGUGGAUAUAAAUUACACACCACCUGUCAAAGGAAGCCAAAAGGCAAAUGUGGACAUGGUGGGAAAUAUGAUUUGACUCAAAACUUCCCUCCCUCUGGUGGCAUCAACAAGGAGACAUCUAAUCCCGAAUUUUCACCACACUAUACCUUGCAUCCGAAAGCAGCAGAAUUAGCCAUCAAAGCCACCAAGAGCUUUUUUGUUGGAGUGGAUUUCGGCUUCUUAAAUAUAAAGGGAGACGAUAUGUUUAAGAAAUUUUUGAACCUGGAUGGUUAUUCCCUCACAUUUGUGGUGGACACGACCGGCAGCAUGUCAGACGACAUCAAUCAAGUCAAAACCAAAUGCAUCGAACUCCUCCGAACGUAUUCUGGCUCUCCGGAUGCACCUUUUAAUUACAUUCUUGUGCCCUUUAAUGACCCCAAUGUUGGACCCAUCACCAAGACCCAAAGUGUGGACGAAUUGGAAUCUGCAAUCUCUCGCCUGACUGCUACUGGGGGUGGCGACUGCCCUGAAAUGUCCAUGUCUGGCUUGAAACUGGCUUUGCAACAGAGCAUGCCAAGAUCCAAGAUCUUUGUCUUCACUGAUGCGGGAGCAAAAGAUGAGUCUCUGAAGGGAGAAGUGGACCUUCUGAUUGAAUCUACUAAGUCCAUGGUGAAUUUUCUCCUCACAGGGUAUUGUGGCAGCAGGAAACGCAGAAGUGUUCCUGGGGUUAAGCCUAAAACAUUUGCUAACAUCUAUGAAGAACUGGCCUAUAAUUCUGGUGGAUUCUAUGUACUUACUACAAAACGUCAGCUUUCACAGGUCCUGGGCAUAAUGGAGAAGUCCCUGAAUGCUGCUCCUGUUAAAUUGAUUGAUGGCCGAAUGUAUACUUCACAGUUCUCCAUCCCUGUAGAUGAAACACUCAAAGAGUUGACCAUCUCGGUCAAAGCAUCAGCUUCAUUCAGCAUGACUGUGUUCCAACCUUCAGGUUCCCAAUUGGAGUCUCUGAGCAUGUUGAUCAACACGGAGAACAUGAAGGUUGUGAAGAUAUCUCCUAUCCCCGAGCCAGGAUCCUGGACAGUGAACUUGAAUCCCAUAAAUGAUUAUAUGGUAGAGGUUGGAGGCAAAAGUUUGCUUGACUUUUCUUACCAGAUUCUGCAGAAGGAGGAUAAGUUUAUGCUUCCGAUCCAAGGACGACCAGUGCAAGGGUCGAACUACACCGUCUCCAUGAAGCUGAUGGGGGAUUCUGCCGGCAUGCAAAUCCUGCGCCUGGUGCCUCUUUCUGAAGACGGAACCCCUCUAGAGUCUAUUCCUUUGAACCAGUCCUUUGAUGCUUUAGGCAACCCCUUUGCCUAUGGACCAGUUUCCUUGCAUCGCCCAAGAACCUUACUGAAAGUGGAGGGCCUUUCUCCAGGCAAAUUCCCCUUCGUGCGAAUCAGUGGUGAUUCCAUCACCACCGAAUUUGUGCAGAUUUUGCCUCUGCCAGAACAGAACAGCACCAUGGCACCUGGUGGGACCUUAGAAGUCUCUGUGCUGGUGGUCAACUACGGAGAAGCUAAAACAUUUGCUUUUAAAGUUUGGGAUGAUCGGAGUUUCAAGCGCUAUGAACCAAAAGGGCGUUUCCUGAACACAGGAGAAAAUGUUACCCUGACGGCAACCUUUAUUGCACCCACUGCGAAUGACAGCUAUGCCUCCAGCGUUGUGACCUUCACUGCUAGCAGCGGUUCUGCUCAGAACUACCUGAAACUUCCCAUCAGCGUCGUUCCUGAAACAGCUUUGGAGACCGAUGAGAUCCCACCUGUGCACAAACUCAGAGAAUUUUUCAUGCCUUGUAGGGGCAAUAACCAGAAGGAACCAGACUGUCGUCGUCAUACUUGGCAAAUGUCAUUCACUGCCAGGGAUGACCAAAGUGCCAUAACCGUCAAAAUCAAUACGAAUCCUUCUGGUCUCACUUGCACUCCAAUAGGAGGUGAUGUGAAGAAUGUAAAAUGUGAAUAUAGGUCAACCUGCUGCAAUUUUGCAGAAGUUUUGAUCAGUGAUGAGGUUGGGAACACGAGCAGUUUCACGAUGGACUACAGAAACUCUAAGCCUCCUCCAAGCUAAGAUGGUGUACAUUGAAGGAAUGCCCUGACGCAAAAUGGAUCUUAUUUCUGGUCCCUGGAUGUCCCUUACCCUAGGAUCAUAAUCAGCCAAAUGGUAGUACCCUUGGCCCAUCUCUCUGGUGGAGCCCAAUAAAACUAACUUCAGAAGCA